AGCAUGCUUGUUACUACUAGUUGUGUUGACAUGUAUCAUAAAACACUUGUUCUAUUAAUUAUUUAAAAAUGAAAAGCCUUCUAAUCAAUGUAAUGUCACGAUUACCUAACAAUGGAUUAGCUUUGCAAAUGAUUUUGUCUGUUAGAUCAUUUAUGAGACAUUCUGUGACAUUUUGUACGGCAGAAAGAAAACACGAAACGAUUUAUGCUCUCUCAUCUGGUUAUGUCAUGGUAAAUGUGGCGUAGCCGUUGUCAGAAUAUCUGGUAGAAAUGCAAUAAAUGCUUUAAAUAAAAUGACCACGAUAUUAAAUGUAGAACCAAGAAAAGCUGUAUUAAAAAAGAUCUUAGAUCCUGAAACAAAAGAAGUAAUAGAUAAAGGUUUAUGUUUAUGGUUUCCUGGACCUAAAUCAUUCACAGGUGAAGAUUGCGUGGAAUUUCAUGUUCAUGGAGGACCAGCGAUAUUGAGUUCCUUGAUGAAUGCAUUAUCUAAAUUAAAUUUUUAUCAAGCUUUGCCAGGAGAAUUUACUAGACGAGCAUUUUACAAUAAUAAAUUGGAUUUAGUUGAGAUAGAAGGUUUAGCGGAUUUAAUAGAAGCUGAGACAGAACGACAAAGGAAACAAGCAUUGUCACAAGCCAGUGGACGUUUGAGUAAACUUUAUAAAAAUUGGCGAGAAAGGCUUAUUAAUAUUAUCGCCAAUUUAGAAGCUUAUAUUGAUUUUAAUGAAGAGGAUAAUAUUGAAGAUAAUAUCUUAGAAAAUUGUCAUUCUUCUAUUAAAUCUCUUAUCAAUGAUAUUGAAAGACAUCUUUCGGAUAAUAGAAGUGGCGAAAUUUUACGUAAUGGAAUAAGAACGGUUAUUAUUGGAAAACCAAAUGUAGGCAAAAGUACGAUACUGAAUUAUUUGGUUCAAAGAAAUGCUGCCAUAGUGUCACCUAUCGCUGGUACUACCAGAGAUAUUAUAGAAUUAAAAAUCAAUAUUUCCGGUUAUCCAAUGAUAUUAGCAGAUACCGCAGGAUUUACUAAAAGUCCUACUGAUCCUGUAGAAAAAGAAGGUAUCAUUAGAGCAAAAGCGUACGCAGAAAAUGUGGAUCUGGUCAUUUUAGUCAUAGAUUCACGCGAAUAUCUACAAUCUGGAAUGACGUACUCGAAUUACAUGAAGGAAUAUGUUAACAAUAUGAACUUAAAUGAAUUAUUAAGGGACGAAUGUAAAAAGAGAUGUAUCGUAAUUGCAAAUAAAAUAGAUCUUUUGAAUGAAAAAGAUAAAGAAUUAAUAAAAAAGGAAAAUGUAGUCGCAACUUCGUUUCUAACGGAAGAAGGUCUUUCGGAUAUAAAUAAGACUAUGAUAGAUUGUUGUCAAGAAUUAUGUUGUAAUACAUUUAACGAAGAUCCAGUAAUUAGUCAAAAUAGAUACAGAAAUCAUUUAUCAAAGUGUCUAAAAAAUCUGCAGAAUUAUAUUGAAAUGGUAUCAAAUGAAAAUUACGAUGCGGUAAUAGCUGUUGAAGAAAUACGAUUUGCCAUGAGAGAACUUGGAAUGAUAACUGGCCAUGUUUACAACGAUGAAAUAUUAAAUAAAAUUUUUACACAUUUUUGUAUUGGCAAAUAACAAAACGUUUUAUAUUUCUUAUAUUAUCGUCAUCAUCUCAUUUGGAAUAGUUGUAUAUAUAUAUAUAUAUACACAACAAAGUGAUUAUCUUACAAAGUACACUACUACAUGUACGAAAUGAUGUAUACGAAUCGUUGCACUGUCGGUAAUUCAGGUUACAAAUGGCAGUUGUGUAAGAUAAAUACAUUUCCUUUGUAGAUAUGUAUAUGUAUAGCUUUCAUCAAAUAGGGAUUUUUGUUACGUUUGGUGGUACUUCUGUCAAACGUAGAGGUUAAUCUUUCUUGUUAAUUAUAUUCAAAUGUAUUGAAAUAAAUGUUACAAAACUACAUUGAAUAAU
Molecule: messenger RNA, 1937 nt
Organism: Polistes dominula (European paper wasp)
Lineage: Eukaryota; Metazoa; Arthropoda; Insecta; Hymenoptera; Vespidae
Product: 5-taurinomethyluridine-[tRNA] synthase subunit GTPB3, mitochondrial
Biological process (GO): tRNA wobble uridine modification; tRNA methylation
Cellular component (GO): cytoplasm; mitochondrion
Molecular function (GO): GTP binding; protein binding; GTPase activity
Source: RefSeq, a predicted model, not a curated record